GCCGGGCUAGUUGUCACACGGGGAAGUGCUGUUUCUCAGUAAGUUGGAUAUACAUUUGUUCUUGUUCUAGUAGUAGUUGUGUGUGUUGAUUUCAAAUCUAGUUAGAGUAAUGAUUUGAGAACUAAUUCACAAUUUUACAAUUUCUAUUAAACUGCCAUUUAUUAAAGCAUCUACGUAAUGAGGUUACAGUGCACUUCAGUAGUACUUUUGUCACCCUUGGAAAAAUGAGCAAAGGCGGCUGUUAAAAAUGUCUUCAUUGUUUAACCUUUCCAUCUUUUGUUGAAAAUAUUAGCAAAAAGAAUAUUAACAAAAGGUGUUAUCUGAUAUUUAUACACUUGUGAAUUCCCUUUUCUUAUAGCAAAACAUUUAUAUAUUUAUAUAAAGUGUAUUUUACUAAUAAAUAAUUCAUAAUUAGAAUUCAUAAUUGGGCCAAAUAUAUGAGGGUAGUUGACAAAUAUACCCUACAUGUGUUCUAUGACAGCAAAAAUGUAGAAAAAGAACUAACAAUAAAGAUAAACCUCUCUUAUGCGAUUUCAUAUUAUAAAUUAAAUAUUAUUAACAGUUAGUUUUCUAUAUUUUUUGCUACUGUAUGUCACACCAUAGGACACAUGUUCGGCAUAUUUGUCAACUAACCAUAUAUUUUUCAGAUAAAUUGGUUGUUGAUGAAACAAUGUUGUGUCUAAAAAAUUUAAGUUAUCCAUGACAGCCAAGUAUUUGUAUUAAUAUUUUAAAAAUAAAUAAAAUGUGUUGCUAACAUUUUUACAGCAUUUUCUUUUUAUGUUUAAUGAUUUUAAAGAUUUAUUUUAUUUUAUUUGAAAAAUCUUGAUUUCAAGACAUGGGAGAAUAAGUAAAAAUGAUAUUCACUUACAAUGACUAUGAAAAAUUGUGAUAAUCCAUGUGUUGUCUGACUGUGUGAUGCUUACAUUAGAAUCACAACAUAUUAUCACGAGGGUUUAUUUUUCCGAUGAGUCGUUUUAUGACAAAACAAAUUUAACCACUUUUCUUUCUAGAAAAAAUGUCUGUAAAAGGUCACAGCAGUUACUCCUACGAGUUCUGUGAUGAGACUCACUCAUCUGAGUUGCUGGACGUACUCCAUCAGUUUCACACAAGCGGUCUGUUCACAGACAUCGCCUUGCGGUCUUCAUCGGGACAGGUCUUCCACUGUCACAAGGUGGUCCUGUCCUCACGCAGCUCCUACUUCAAGUUAAUGUUCACAUUAGACAUGAGGGAGCGUGAGAAUGACAUCAUCAGCCUGCCUUGCACAGACGGAAACAUUCUUGGUUCUUUGAUAAACUACGUCUACACCUCAAAGAUCAGCAUUACCCAAAGCAAUGUUCAGAGCCUUCUGGAGGCGGCAGACCUACUUCAGUUCACCUCCGUCAAAACAGCCUGCGAGAACUUUCUGAUUCGCCUGCUGGACAUCGAUAACUGCCUCGGGAUGCAUUCGUUCGCUGAGCUUCACGUGUGCUCCGCCCUGCAGCGUGAAGCUUUGAGGGUCAUGCUGGGACGGUUUGCGGAGCUCACGGAUCAGGACGAGUUUCACGAGGUGGAUUUCCAAAAGCUCAAGAUGAUAUUGACCACGGAGAACCUCAACGUAUGGAAAGAAGAGACGUUAUUGGGGGCGGUGGUGAAGUGGGUCUCUCAUGACACGGUGGUCCGAAUAGACCACCUUCAGGAGCUUCUCGCCUGCGUUCGUCUCGAGGUGGAUGACGUUUACCUCAGAACUGCUUUAGAUCUACACAGUCGUUGCUCUGAAAACAUACUGCGCUCUCUUAUCGUCAGCUCUUUAAAACCAAGCAAUCAUUUAUCUCAUUGCUGCAAGACACUGACAAGCAGCUUGUACGUUAUAGGAGGAUAUUACUGGCAUCCGUUGUGUGAAGUCCACACAUGGGAUCCUAUCUCCAACACCUGGACUCAAAGAAAAGACAUUCCCGAUUUUGCACGGGAGAGUUACAGUGUUGUACUUUUGGACCCUAAUAUCUAUGUGACCGGAGGCUACAGGACAGAAACUGUGGAUGCUUUAGAUACCGUAUGGAUUUAUGGAACAGACACAGAUGAAUGGACAGAAGGAUGCCCAAUGCUUACAGCCAGGUAUUAUCAUUGCUCGGUGGCUUUACGGGGAUGUAUUUACGCCAUAGGUGGAUACACAGCAGGAGCCCCUACACGAGAAACUGAAUUCUAUGACCCUUUGAAAAAGAAAUGGCUCCCUGUGGCAGAUAUGAUACAAGGUGUUGGAAAUGCUAGUGCUUGUGUAAUAAAUGACCGAAUCUAUGUAACCGGAGGGCAUUAUGGGUACAGAGGAAGCUGCACUUUUGAGAAGAUUCAGAUCUACAGGGCAGAUGUCAAUGAAUGGAGCAUUAUAACAAUAUGUCCACAUCCUGAAUACGGCCUGUGCUCUGUGUCAUUAAACAAUAAACUGUACCUGGUCGGCGGUCAGACCACCAUCACAGACUGUUACGACCCCGAGCAGAAUGAAUGGAGGCAGAUAGCAAAAAUGAAGGAGAGAAGAAUGGAGUGUGGCGCUGCAGUAAUAAACGGAUGCAUCUACGUAGCGGGUGGAUAUUCGUACUCGAAGGGGGCGUAUCUGGAGAGUAUAGAGAGAUAUGACCCUGAGAUGGACUGCUGGGAGAUUGUGGGAAACCUUCCGUCGGCCGCCCGCUCGCACGGAUGCGUUUGUGUGUUCAGUUUGUGAAAUCUCUUCUGAUGUUAUAGUCAUGCGUCAACGGAUUCAGGUCAUUGUGAUAAUGUCAAUGUGGUAACAUCUUUGUGUGUAAUUUGUCACUAACAUUGUGUGAGAAAUGGUUUGGCCUGUUCUCGGCAGGAAGAUAUUUCAAAAUAUGAAUGGCAUGAAAUAUUACAUCUGAUAACGUCACUUCUGCAAACUAUACACAGCAGAAUUUAACAACUACACUUAAUGCUAAUUGCAAAAUGAAAUGAAUCAUAUAAUUGUGCACUAUGGGGAUGGUAAAAUAAAUAGUGUGUUAGCAUUUGAAAAGGAAAUGUCAAAAGAGGUACAUCCAUUUACAACUCAAUGGUCUUGAAUUCAUUUGUUAGAGGCAUUCAAAUGUCUCAUUCUCAAAUGCCACGAGAAGCCUUGAUUCAACAAAACUACACCAGAUAACUGACAUCGCAAA
Triplophysa dalaica is the source of this 3134-nucleotide messenger RNA. It is a transcript of the gene klhl23, whose product is annotated as kelch-like family member 23. Gene Ontology annotation, molecular function: protein binding. The transcript has 3 exons. Bases 1016 to 2692 code for a protein of 558 amino acids. The record is from RefSeq and is a predicted model, not a curated record. Lineage: Eukaryota; Metazoa; Chordata; Actinopteri; Cypriniformes; Nemacheilidae.